AAACAAUACCUACAUAAUACAUAACCUUGUUCCUAUUUUUCAAUUUUCUUUCCUCUAAAAUGUCUUCAGAUUUUGUUUUUACUGUGAUAUACUUCCUUAUAAGUAUUUGUUUAAUUUAUCCGCCGACAGAAUUUAUAACUGCAGGUGUCACUAUACCAAAUAUUUUUAGUUUUCUUUUAGGAAAUGAGCAUGAAGGUUUUAUAGGAUAUCACAUAAACAAGACUUGUUUGUAUCUUAUUUUUUAUUCCGUUUUACCGAUAGGAUAUUUAAUAUUAUCUUUUUUCCUUGGAUUUAACAAUGUCAUUACUGACUUAUCUCUUUCGAUACCACUUUUGCCAAGCUGUUUUUUUACAUUUGCAGUGAUUCUUCCGAUUAUUAGCGUUUUCGAAGCAUGGAAGUGGACAACGGACCGUUAUGAAAAACACCCCAUAGUUAUUAAUCUGACCAAAUUCUGCAAUAAUAACGUAAAUUGGAGGUCGGUGGCUAGCAACAUCGAUAUGGAAUUUCGCAGCAUUGAAAAAAUUCGUUUGCAAACCAGUGCCGUAGUAACUGUCAUCGUCACUGAAAAUUGGAUCAUUAAGGUGUCGCCUUUAACAAUGAAUGUAGUCCAUCAAAGUGACGCAUCUCUAGUAGUAAAAGAAGCAGAUACUUUUGAGUUGUCACCAGACAAUACAACUGUUCAGUACCUAAACAUAGAAGUAAAAUCUGAGAGACAAGGAGUAGAUCCGUUUAUAAUUAGGAUAAACGCGACAGAUUUUAGAGAUCUUAAAGAUAAAGUAGCCAGGACGAUAAGAAUUUUACCUAACGUUAAGUUUCAUCAAACGGUAGUAGAAAAAUUUGUAGAUGUAUUUAAUGAGACUAUUAAGAUGAAUCCCAAGUAUGAAACAAAUGAGAUUUCAGAGCAAUGCAAUGGAUGUAUGCAAGCUCAACCAAACGUCAAACUUCAAAAACUUUGCGAGGAUUCACCAAACGUCGAAAACAAAUGCACAAACUGUUACUGCAGGCCGAUGUGGUGCAGCGACUGUAUGGCAAAAUGGUUUGCCUCUCGACAAGAAGCUGAUAGAGUCAACACUUGGCUUUCUUCCAAAUGUACCUGUCCUAUGUGUAGAGCUACUUUUUGUAUGCUAGAUGUGUGUCCCUUGUCAGGAGUUCAAGAUGAAUGAUUGUUUUAGAAGCUUUUAAAUGAAGUGUGCAAUAAUAAUUUUUUAAGUACUUAUUCGAUUAAAAUAUAUUUCUCUAUUUUUA
Messenger RNA from Diabrotica balteata, 1245 nucleotides. The record is from the annotation of a GenBank genome assembly. NCBI's taxonomy places the organism in Eukaryota, Metazoa, Arthropoda, Insecta, Coleoptera, Chrysomelidae.